AUGGAGUCUGAGAACAAGAAAGAGAGACAGAUGGAGCUUGAACAUAUGGGCCAUGAGCAUCCUUUGGCAUUCAUCCGAGAUCGGAUUGUUACAAGUGAAGAAGAAGAAGAUUGCUUUGUAUGUGAGAAAGCUGUUGAGGGGUGGAGCGACGGCUGCAAUGAAUGUAAGUUUUAUCUUCAUAAGGGAUGCACCGAGUUAGAUUUACUCCCCCUGUUAACCAUCCUUUCCACCCCCAACACCCUCUCACUUUCUCCCCAAAAUCACAUUAUGGUGAUGGAAUGUGGUGAACUAUCCCUUGAAAUUAUUCAUCCCUAUGAUCGUAAGCAUCCUCUUACACUCUUGCCAAAGCGACCACUUCAUCCUGAGGAAUGCAGUUGCUGUUUAUGUAAAACUCAAUGGAGUGGAUUUGUUUAUUCUUGCUCUCUUUGCCACUUUGAUCUUUCAAUUGAAGAUUUUCCCUCUCCGCGAACAAUCACCCAUGCAAGUCAUGAGCACCCAUGGAGUCUUAUAUCAAGACAAAUGUCAUUUAUUUGUGACUUUUGUGGCACUACUGGAGAUCACUCCCCUUAUCUCUGUGCUACAUGUGACCUUCUUGUCCAUAAGAAGUGCAUCUCAUUGCCACGCAAGAUCAUGCUAACUCGACAUCUUCAUGUGCUUUCCCUUUCGUAUCCUUUUCAACAAGAUGAAGAUCUACAUUGGACGUGCAGAAUUUGUUAUGGAGAAGUUGAUACGAGGUAUGGCAAUUACUUUUGUUCUGCUUCUAAUUGCAAUUAUAUUGCUCAUUCAAAUUGUGCAACUAAUAAAGCAAUUUGGGAUAGAACUAUUAUCUCGGAAGAUUACAAUGAGGGCUCCAUCGAAGCACUGCAUGAAUUUCCUAUCUUAAUUACUGAUGUUGUUGAACAAAUAAGUAUAGGAGAGCAAAUGGUUGCAAGUGAGAUUAAACAUGCUUACCAUGAUCACAAUUUAACUCUCACUUUUACGGGUGAGAUCAAUGAUGACAACCAAUGUGAUGGAUGCAUGUUGCCUAUCUCAACUCCUUUUUACAGUUGUGAUCAAUGCAAGUUUUUUCUCCAUAAAGAUUGUGCGGAAUUACCUAGAACAAUGCAACACCCAUUCCACAAGCACUUGCUUACGCUUACAAACUCACAUGGAAGGGAUGAAUAUUCGUAUUGCAAUGCUUGAAAUUGUCGAUACCAAGGAUUUAGCUACCAAUGCUAUCAUAAAGGUUGCCUACGUCAUAAAAUCAAGUUUGACAUUCGAUGUAUGUUAUUAUCAGACACCUUGA
This is a messenger RNA of Hibiscus syriacus, 1285 nucleotides long. RefSeq lists its product as uncharacterized. The coding region runs from base 1 to 1182 and encodes 393 amino acids. NCBI's taxonomy places the organism in Eukaryota, Viridiplantae, Streptophyta, Magnoliopsida, Malvales, Malvaceae. The record is from RefSeq and is a predicted model, not a curated record. The transcript has 2 exons.